Antechinus flavipes (yellow-footed antechinus) is the source of this 6823-nucleotide messenger RNA. It is a transcript of the gene CDK13, whose product is annotated as cyclin dependent kinase 13. Lineage: Eukaryota; Metazoa; Chordata; Mammalia; Dasyuromorphia; Dasyuridae. The coding region runs from base 16 to 4554 and encodes 1512 amino acids. Gene Ontology annotation, cellular component: nucleus; cyclin/CDK positive transcription elongation factor complex. Gene Ontology annotation, molecular function: cyclin binding; ATP binding; cyclin-dependent protein serine/threonine kinase activity. Gene Ontology annotation, biological process: positive regulation of transcription elongation by RNA polymerase II; transcription elongation by RNA polymerase II; protein phosphorylation. The transcript has 15 exons. The record is from RefSeq and is a predicted model, not a curated record.
CGCAGCCGCCCCCCCAUGCCGAGCAGCUCGGACACGGCCCUGGGCGGCGGCGGCGGCGGGUCCGGGGCCGGGGCCGGGUUGAGCUGGGCCGAGAAGAAGCUGGAAGAGCGCCGCAAGCGUCGGCGCUUCCUGUCCCCGCAGCAGCCGCCGCUGCUCCUGCCGCUCCUGCAGCCGCAGCUCCUGCAGCCGCCGCCGCCGCCCCCGCAGCCGCCGCCACCCCCGCAGCCGCCGCCCUCGCUGCUCUUCCUGGCGGCCCCGGGCCCGGCCGCCGCCGCAGCCGCCGCCGCCGCGGCCUCCUCGUCCUCCUCCUGCUGCUUCAGCCCGGGGCCGGGGCCGGGGCCGCCGGGGCUCGAGCUCAAGCGGCUGCCUAGGGGGAAGAGGCGCGCCGCGGCCCGGCAGAAGCGGCGCCGCGGGGCCCGCGUCGGGCAGGAGGCCGAGCGGCGCCGGCUCUUCCCCCCGCCGCCGCCGCGGCGGUCGCAGGACGGGGGCGGCGGGGCCGGGCCCGGGGCCGCCAGCCCGCCCGCCGCCGACUACGACGACGUGAGCUCCCAGUCGGAGCAGGGCCUGGGGCCGCCCGGAGCGCCGGGCGCCGGGGCCGGGACCGGGACCGGCGGGGGAAGCCCGGCCUCGUCGCCCGGGGCCCCGGCACGGCGCGGGGACGGCUCGUCGGAGCGCAGGCCGCGCCGGGAGCACCGGGGCGGCGGCGGCGGCGGCGGCGGGGGCCGCAGCAAGGAGCGGCACCGGGAGCACCGGCGCCGGGACGCGCAGCGCGCCGGGGCCGGAGAGGCCUCGGCCAAGUCCCGCGGCCGCCACGGCCACGGCGACGACCGCGCGUCCGAGGCCUCUGCCAAGGGCGGCGGCGGCGGGGGGCGCCGCAAGAGUGCGUCGGGCGCGUCGGGCCGCAAGGAGCGGGACUCGAAGGCGCACCGCAGCCGGACUAAGGCGGCCAAGGAGCCGCCCUCGGCCUACAAGGAGCCGCCGCGGGCCUACCGCGACGACAAGAGCGAGCCCAAGGCCUACCGGCGCCGCCCGCGCUCGCCCAGCCCGGCCGGCUCCCGCGAGGACGGCGCCCUGCGCGGCCGCAAGUCCCCGAGCAGCCCGGCGGGCGGCGGCUCCGGGGCCAGCCCGUACUCGCGGCGCGGGCCGCGCUCACCCAGCCCGUAUGCCCGCCGCCGCUCGCCCAGCUACAGCCGCCACAGCUCGUAUGAGCGCGGAGGGGACGUGUCGCCCAGCCCGUACGGCGGCAGCUGGCGCCGCUCCCGGAGCCCCUACAGCCCGGCCGUCAGGCGAUCUGCCAAGUCGCGAAGCAGAAGCCCUUACUCAUCUAGGCAUUCGAGGUCCCGCAGCAGACAUAGAUUAUCUAGGUCCCGGAGUCGCCACUCUAGCAUUUCUCCUAGCACUCUGACUCUGAAAAGUAGCCUGGCUGCUGAGUUGAACAAGAACAAGAAAGCCAGAGCCGCGGAAGCAGCCAAAGCUCACGCCAAAGCGUCCAACACCUCGACGCCCACCAAAGUAGGGAGCACUGACUCUGCAGGUGGCAGCGCGCCUCAAGCCAACCAUGUGAAGGAGCUGAAGAAGCUCAAGGCUGAACACACGCCUUCUCCCACAAGUGGCGGGACUCUGAAAAAUGACAAGACAAAAGUAAAACCCUCUCUGCAGGGAGCAAAGGUAGAAAAUAAUUUGAUUGUAGACAAAACCAAGAAAGGCAUUGUCGCGGGCAAGGAGAGUCAGCCGACUGUGGUGAAGGAGGAGCCGGCAGUACUGAAAGAGAAAAGCAAACCACGCACCCCAAGCUUGGGCACCAAGGAGAAGGAGCACCAUGGACCAUUGGUGACCUCCACUUUACCACCUUUGCCUUUUCCUCCUCUGCUGCCUGAAGACAAAGAUGCUGACAGUUUAAGAGGGAACAUUUCUGUAAAGGCGGUGAAAAAAGAAGUGGAGAAGAAGCUGCGCUGCCUGUUGGCAGACCUGCCUCUGCCCCCCGAGCUCCCAGGUGGGGAUGACUUCUCAACCAGUCCUGAGGAGAAGAAAGCCUCUGCCCCGGUGCACAGUAAGAGAAGGCCCAAAAUAUGUGGGCCUCGCUAUGGUGAAAUAAAAGAAAAGGAUAUUGACUGGGGAAAACGCUGCGUGGAUAAAUUUGAUAUCAUUGGAAUUAUUGGAGAAGGCACCUAUGGGCAAGUUUACAAAGCCAGGGAUAAAGAUACAGGAGAAAUGGUGGCCUUAAAAAAAGUCCGGCUAGAUAAUGAAAAGGAAGGCUUCCCCAUCACAGCCAUCCGAGAGAUUAAGAUCCUUCGACAGCUUACCCACCAGAGUAUUAUCAACAUGAAGGAAAUUGUGACUGACAAAGAAGACGCUUUAGAUUUUAAGAAGGACAAAGGUGCAUUUUAUUUGGUGUUUGAAUACAUGGACCAUGACCUGAUGGGACUCCUGGAAUCAGGCCUGGUUCAUUUUAAUGAAAAUCACAUAAAAUCAUUCAUGAGACAACUGAUGGAAGGUUUGGAUUAUUGCCAUAAGAAGAACUUUUUACAUAGAGAUAUUAAGUGUUCAAAUAUUCUACUAAACAAUAGAGGGCAGAUAAAGCUAGCCGACUUUGGACUUGCUCGAUUAUAUAGCUCCGAAGAAAGUCGGCCAUACACCAACAAAGUGAUCACUUUAUGGUACCGGCCUCCGGAACUUCUUCUGGGGGAGGAGCGAUAUACCCCCGCAAUUGAUGUCUGGAGCUGUGGAUGCAUCCUUGGUGAACUCUUCACUAAAAAACCGAUAUUUCAGGCAAACCAGGAGCUUGCACAGUUAGAACUCAUCAGCCGAGUAUGUGGGAGUCCGUGUCCUGCGGUGUGGCCAGAUGUCAUCAAGCUUCCCUACUUCAAUACGAUGAAGCCAAAAAAGCAGUACCGCCGGAAACUUCGAGAAGAGUUUGUCUUUAUCCCCACAGCUGCGCUAGAUUUAUUUGAUUACAUGCUGGCUUUGGAUCCUGGCAAACGCUGCACGGCAGAGCAGGCCCUUCAGUGUGAGUUUCUGCGAGACGUGGAACCCUCCAAGAUGCCGCCCCCAGAUCUUCCUCUGUGGCAAGAUUGUCAUGAACUGUGGAGCAAGAAACGUAGAAGGCAGAAGCAGAUGGGGAUGACAGAGGACACGUCUUCGACUAAGAUUCCUAGGAAAGAUCUGUCUCUGGGCCUGGAUGACAGCAGGACCAACACCCCCCAGGGGCUGCAGGCGAAUUCACAACUCAAAUCUCAGGGCAACACCAAUGUAGCACUUGUAAAAACAGGCACUGGACAGCAUUUAAACCACAAUGAAUUGGCAAUACUUCUAAACCUCCUACAGUCUAAACCAAGUGUUAGUGUGGCUGAUUGUGCCCAAAUAUUGAACAUUAAGGUAAAUCCUGAGCCUCAACAGCAGCUAAAUAAAAUAAACCUUCCUGCUGGAAUUUUGGCAACAGGUGAAAAACAGACAGAUCCACCAACACCCCAGCAGGAGUCUUCCAAACAGCCUGCAGGAGGAAUGCAGCCUUCAACUCAGCCUGUGCCCCCUAAAGUUGAGACUGAUGCUGCCCAGGCAGCUGUGCAAAGUGCGUUUGCAGUUCUCUUGUCGCAGCUAAUAAAGGCCCAACAGUCUAAGCAGAAGGACGCAGCCAUGGAAGAGAAGGAGAAUGGAGCAGGCCACGAGCUGUCUCUGCAGCUGCGGCAGCCUCCGGAGCCCAGCCCUCCUCUGCUCGGGCAAGAUGAACAUGUCAAACACACAGAGAUGAGGAUGCUGGAGCUAACGCCAGAACCGGAGCGCCCACGAAUCUUGCCUCCAGACCAGCGCCCCCCAGAACCCCCCGAGCCACCGCCCCCUUCUGAAGAAGAUCUGGAUUAUCGGACAGAAAACCAGCAUGUGCCCACGCCUAGUUCUUCAUUGACUGACCCUCAUGCUGGAGUGAAGGCUGCUCUGUUGCAGCUUCUUGCUCAACAUCAGACCCAGGAUGAGCCCAAAAUGGAAACAAGUAUGGAUUAUCAAGCAGGCGAUACCUAUGUUCCAGGUUCAGACUACAAGGAUAAUUUUGCAUCCUCUUCUUUCUCUUAUGUUAAUGACGGUUUAGGAAGUGGAUCCGUUCCAGCCCUAGAAAGACGAAGCUUCAUUGGAAACUCAGAUAUACAGUCUUUGGAGACCUACAGCACGGCUUCAUCUCAUUCUGGGGGCCCACCUCAGCCGCCUGCCUUUUCAGAAUCCUUCUCCAGCUCAGUAGCUGGGUAUGGAGACAUUUACCUCAACACUGGUUCCAUGUUGUUUAGUGGAGAUAAGGACCAUAGAUUUGAGUAUAGUCACGGCCCAAUUGCAGUUCUGGCCAAUAGCAGUGACCCUGCCACUGGGCCUGAGAGCACUCACUCUUUGCCAGCCAAGAUGCACAGCUACAACUAUGGGGGCAAUUUGCAGGAGAGUCCAGUGGGCCCUGGCCUUCUGCACGGACAGACUUGGCCUUCCCCCGCCCAGGGCCCUGGCUAUUCCCAAGGAUACAGGGGACACAUUAGCACAUCUACAAGCAGAGGGCGAGGCAGAGGGUUGCCGUACUGAGUAUCUGUUUUUCCUCAGGCACAUCGUUUUUAUCUGGAAAGACUUUUCCUAGCUGCAGUUUCAGGCAGCAGUCCAACAGACUUGAAUAAUGUUAAUUCAACAACAGCUUUAUUUUUUAUGUGGAAAAGGGUCUUGCAUACAAUAGUUUAAAAAAAAAAAAAACCUCACACACAAAAAACCCACCUUGGCUUAAAUUCAUGCUGUUCUGAAAACUAGAUCUCCUGACUGUACAUCUUCAGAUUCUAGUUAGCAAUUUUAUUUUGUAUUUUCGCAGGUAUUAGUGUAUGCUAAACUUGGGGACACGAGCAUUUUAUGACCCUAUUGCAGAUCUUCUGAACUAUGCACAUUUGUGCUUUUUUUUGUAAGUUUGGACCAACUUUUAUGUAAAAAAAAAAAAAAAAGUUUGCCAAGAAUCAGAAAGGGCACUGAUUUAUCGGGUAUUUUUCUUUUUACAAAGCUACCUUUAGCCCAAGGUCACUGUUAGUCUUUGCACCUGCUUUCAGUGUGAUUGUGAAAGGUGUACUUUGUGCUCAUUUCAGAAAAUAAAACACAACCUUUCUCUUGAUGCAACAGUUUUAUAAAAAAAAAAAAAAUGGUCAAUGUUAUUUUUCUUUUGAAUUUCCAAAUUACUGCAUAGCCUAGCAAAAUACUAAAAUGAAACAAUGGGUUUUAUAUACAAAAUAUGUUGGGGUGGGGAGGGAAAGUAAGUGCCUUAACAGGUAAGCUUAAAAGUUUGAAACAAUAGCCUUUACAGCCCAUUUUUUAAAAAAAAGGAGAUUGGUGCCCUGAACAGAAGAGUGCCCACUCUCGAUUCACAUAACGCCCACCCUCCCCCACCCAUCACCCCUCAUUCUUCUCCCCCUGGCCUGCCCACCUGUCUGCCUUUGGGUUGGGUCCUAGUCAUUACCACCUCCAUUAAAAAAGGGUGAGACCGAGAACAAGAGAGGAGGAUGAAGCGCCUCCCAGUACGUUUUGCUCCUUGUCAGAAAUUCUGCUCAAAGAGUUUUAUGAGGGAUCUGGCUAAAAGCAUCAAAGAGAAGGAGGAUUUUUAUUUUAUCUGUGAAGUUCAGUUAUCCAUGCUAACCCCAUUCCCAUGGAUAACAGAGUUGAUGAUAGUAAAAGCCAGGGUCAAUAACAGAAUGAGAACAGUCCUAUUAGAAUGGGAUAAGGGACAGAAACAGCAUUGUGAAUUUACCUAAUUGCCAUUUAUUCAUUUCCUGUCAGCCUGCUCCACGUAUUUCAUUGGUUUAAUGAGAGCCAUUGCCCAGAAUGAUUGCAGAGGUGGCAAAAGAGGGAAACAUUCUGAAAACAGAUCCCCUUUACUCCCCUUCUUCUAGAUAAAUUUUACAUGACUUGUCCUGAGUUCUUCUGCCAAGUGUUUAUGGAAUUUUAUUUCAUUUUAACAUCGUUUUUCUUUUGUAAAAUAGAAGAGAAUGAUGGAAUAAUCCUUGUUUAAGCUGCAAGUGGUACCAAUUUUAACUCUUUGCUCACAAAGAAUCAUCAUUUAAAAGGGUAGCCAAAGGUAAAUAACUAAGUGGUUCCAUUAUAACUAAAAAGAAAAUGUCAUCCCUGGAAAUUAGAAUUGUGCCAUUCAGAUAUUCUGAUGAGAAUUCAAUGCUUGAUUUGGAGUUUUAAAUUGGAAAGAUUAUUGAAUCCAAACCACUCCAGGUGUAAUUUCUAUUUCCAAAUAUGCUCCUUCCACCCUUAGAACCUUAGGCCCUCUACUUUCGGGAAAAAAAAAAAGAAAAAAAAAACUUGAACCCCAUUUCAUGGAAAAUGAUAUCAAAACAACAUGUGGAAAGAAUCUGAUAAAUGAAUAUAACUGUUAAAACUUAAGGCGCAUUCUUUACUUUUGUAAGUGGUAAAAAUUUCCAUUUCACAACUAUGAAAUGAGUUGGUAUCAGUUGACUUUUAAUUUUUGGUGGAGUUUUUUUGGGGGAAGGGAGGGAUGGGGUAGAAGGAAAAAACCCCAAAGUUUUAUUUGAACUUUGAGUUACUAACAACUUUAUAAUUAAUUACUACAUUGCAGGGAGUGAAGAAAACAAAUCUGUAAAAUUAGCAAAAUAGGUACAGUAUUCAAGUAUCUGAAGUUGAGUACGGUGAGUCUGGUAGCUUUAGACUUUGCUAUAAAUGACAGUAUCUAAGUUAUUCUUCAUAGUCACACUAGAGAAUCCUGCUGCCCAUGAGCAGCUAACCUGGAAAUGAAGAUAUUUAUGUGACAUGAAUAGCCUGUGUUUAAAAAAAAUUAAAUAUUUUAUAUAAAAUUGAA